Drosophila takahashii is the source of this 1259-nucleotide messenger RNA. RefSeq names its product secretory 13 (gene Sec13). Gene Ontology annotation, cellular component: nuclear pore outer ring; COPII vesicle coat. NCBI's taxonomy places the organism in Eukaryota, Metazoa, Arthropoda, Insecta, Diptera, Drosophilidae. Gene Ontology annotation, biological process: protein import into nucleus; positive regulation of TOR signaling; COPII-coated vesicle budding. The record is from RefSeq and is a predicted model, not a curated record. Gene Ontology annotation, molecular function: protein binding; structural molecule activity.
GCAAUCUGGUCACUCUGCUCGUCCAGGUUCCACGUCAAGCGCCGGAAAAAAAACACGACUUGCAUUUAUUUAAUUUUCCUGGCAACCGGACCAACAGAUUUCGAGCAAGAUGGUGAGCCUGCUGCAGGAGAUCGACACCGAGCACGAGGACAUGGUACACCACGCGGCGCUGGACUUCUACGGCCUGCUGCUGGCCACCUGCUCCUCGGACGGCAGCGUCCGCAUCUUCCACUCGCGCAAGAACAACAAGGCGCUGGCCGAGCUCAAGGGACACCAGGGACCCGUGUGGCAGGUGGCCUGGGCGCAUCCCAAGUUCGGCAACAUCCUGGCCUCGUGCUCCUACGACCGCAAGGUGAUCGUCUGGAAGUCCACAUCGCCCCGGGAUUGGACUAAGCUAUACGAAUACAGCAACCACGACUCGUCGGUGAACUCGGUGGAUUUCGCCCCAUCGGAGUACGGACUGGUGCUGGCCUGCGCCAGUUCGGAUGGCUCCAUUUCGGUGCUGACCUGCAACACGGAGUACGGCGUGUGGGAUGCCAAGAAGAUACCGAAUGCCCACACCAUCGGCGUGAAUGCCAUAUCCUGGUGCCCGGCCCAGGCGCCGGAUCCGGCCUUCGAUCAGCGGGUAACCUCGCGUUCGACGGCCGUCAAGCGACUGGUGAGCGGCGGAUGCGAUAAUCUGGUGAAGAUCUGGCGCGAGGACAACGACCGCUGGGUGGAGGAGCAGCGACUGGAGGCGCACUCCGAUUGGGUGCGCGACGUGGCCUGGGCGCCGUCGAUCGGCCUGCCCAGGUCGCAGAUUGCCACGGCCUCGCAGGAUCGCCAUGUGAUCGUGUGGAGCAGCAACUCGGAUCUGACACAGUGGACAUCGACGGUGCUGCACACAUUCGACGAUGCCGUGUGGAGCAUCUCAUGGUCCACCACCGGUAACAUUCUGGCCGUCACCGGUGGGGAUAACAAUGUCACACUGUGGAAGGAGAACACCGAGGGACAGUGGAUUCGCAUCAACUACGAAUCGGGCACUGCUAUCCAGUCGAAGCAGCCGUCGCACCUUCCCCACGCCCAUUCCCAGCAGCAGCAACAGGCGCCACAGCAGCACCAGCAGCAGGCGCCCCUGCAUCCCGGGCCAUCCUCCGAUUCGGAGCACAGCUCGAACCUGUCCAACUCUCAACUAUCCAACUGAAGAAAUGUCGUGCUGAAGUCGUGGUCAAAAGUGUUAUCUUACAAAUAUAUAUACGAAAUACAAUUAAAUGUUUCCC